Opisthorchis viverrini is the source of this 309-nucleotide messenger RNA. RefSeq lists its product as hypothetical. The annotation marks the transcript as partial. NCBI's taxonomy places the organism in Eukaryota, Metazoa, Platyhelminthes, Trematoda, Opisthorchiida, Opisthorchiidae. The transcript is spliced from 3 exons. The record is from RefSeq and is a predicted model, not a curated record.
AUGAGAGAGGCUGAAAACUGGGCUAAGCGGUGUCAGUUUGCUCACAACAAAACACUUUGGGACCAGGGAGAAAACCUGGCCGUGGAAACUGUACGUUAUGGCAACCCUAUUGAGCGAUGGUACAAUGAAUACGCGGACUACCACUAUGGACCGAUUCCCGAGUACAGUCCAAAAAUGGUUCUACACUACACUCAGAUAAUGUGGGAAAACACAACUCACGUGGGGUGUUAUGUUAACAAAUGCAGUGCGGUGCUAGUGAAUAGCCGAUGGUGGCGAGACGUUUUCUUGACUGUGUGUCGUUACAUACCA